CUGAAAGUUCUGAGCUCACUAGGAUUACUGCACAUUACUUAUAGCAACAUGUGUUAAGCUGAAGAUGGAUUGUAAAACUUCACAUAUGAAAGUGCUUUAUCCAACAUAGCAUUUGAUGUUUUUUUGUUUUGUUUUUUAUGAAGACCAGAAGUUUUUUAUUAUAGGAAGUAUCAUCUAUAGUCAUCUUGCUGCAAUGCCUCAAAGCCACAAUAGAAACCCAAGUCCUGUGCCUGAUGUGAACUGGGAUUCUGGACUUAAGGAAAUGAAUGAAACCUGGAAAGGAGCUCUUGCCUGUAUAGGAGUAGCAUUUUUUUUCAUUAUGACAAUAGGAAUUAUUUACUGGCAGGUGGUGGACCAACCUAACAAAAACUGGAUCCUAAAAGGAACAUUCAGUGGACUUAUAUGGGAGAGAAAUACUCACUCACUUAUCUUGCAGACACUGAGUGAAAAUAAAACUUAUGUGGAAAUCGACGUUGAACCUUUUCCUGAUAUGGAACAACCUUUUGUUAAGAAUUUGUGCUGGCUGAACAAGACUGAAUUUUGUUACACAUGGGGAUCCACUACAGAUCUUAAAAUUUCUUUACAGCCUAGUUUCUCAGCUGGUACUGAGUGCUACAGCAUACGCUGGACUCCAAUACACUGUGAAGUCAAACACCGGGAUUGCUUUUCAAUGACAAACAUAUCAUGGUACGGAGGAGCAAGUCUCAGUGCUCAACACUGGCCCAUUAAUAAUGUGAAUAUGGCUCUACAGCCGUUUGUGAUCAGCAACCUGAAAUAUAGUCCGAAGCGCUUUGGAUCCGUUUUGGAGAGAUAUUUUCUGGGAUCAACUGGCGUAUCAAUAUUGAUCGAUCCAGAUAUUCCAGUGUCCAUUUCCAUAGAGAGGAAUAAAUUUAUCUGCGUGGAGACUCCCUCAAGUAUAGAGAUGACUCCACUACAGUAUACAGUGUGCAUAGGACAAACCAUCCAGACCGUGCACGAGGAAAUAGGAAGCCAGCUUUAUGGGAAGCAGAGGAGGCUUCCAAACAUUGAUAUACUUGGGAUGCCACUAUGGAGACAUUACGGAGUUUCUGAUUCUGCAGCGAAACUUGAAAGAGAGUUAAGAUCGUUCCACAAUAAACUUAAGCGGCAUGGCUUUGGGGAGGGCCUGAUUGCUGUCAAUGAACAUUCCACAAUAUUACUUUCAACCAAGGACCAAAUGCCAAUCAUGAGCCAACGCGUGGGUACACAAAGAUACAGAAGGGCUGCUCAUCUCAAGAAUUUGAAACUUAUAAUUACCACCUCCCCGUAUACCAGCAUCAAUUCCGAGCAGUUUCAGUUAUAUUUGCGAGGAGGAAAAGAAAAUUACUGGAUCAGCCUUCAUUCAAAGUCAGAAGGAUCACUGGCACCAAUUCUUACAAAAUGGAAGGGCCAAUUUUCUGUGAGAUUAAACAUAACAAAUGAUGCUGCAGUGAACUGGUAUUUAAAUUCCCUGAGCAGCUUAAAAAAUAAACUUGGAGCAGAAUAUAUUAUGUUUGAGGGACUUGAAGGAAAUACAUUUGUGGAACAAUCAUUUAGGACAACCAAAUGUUUGGAGGGGGAGAAUUACACUGGAUUUCUUGCAGCCUUGGCUGUGAAGCUUGGCAACUCAACAAUAAUUACUGCAAGUACAAGAUCAAACUAUUUGCCAAUAUUUGUUCAAAUGAGCCCUCUGCAUUCAGACUGGAGCUACAGCGGCCUUAAAGGCAUUGUUCCUUCAGUUCUUCAUUACAGCUUAUUAGGAUAUAAUUUUUUCAUUCCAGAUGCUGUAGGAGGAACAUUCGCAGAUGAGUUUUUAACAGAUGAAGAACUGUUUAUCCGCUGGUUGCAAAUUGUAACUUUCCUUCCAGUGAUGACCUUUAACACUCCUCCCUGGGUUUGCUGUGAUGAUUUGGUUUUGAACCUCACAAGACUAUAUAUAAAGAAGCAUCAGGACACUGUUGUCCCCCUGCUAACAAAAUAUACAGAGCAGUGGCUAAAUGUGGGGAAUCCAAUCUACAGACCGAUGUGGUGGAUCAGUCCAAAUGACCCAAUGGCGUUUACAGUAGAUGACCAAUUUCUUAUAGGAGAUGAGAUGCUGGUAGCACCAAUUACUGAGCAAGGUCAAGUUCACAGAGACAUUUUCCUUCCUGGAGUUGGUUAUAAGUGGAUGGACACAAAGACUACUGAAGUAUUUGAUGGAGGAACCGUAUUAAAACGCUAUCACUGCAGCCUACUGGAAAUUCCAGUUUUUAUAAAGAAAGCUUCAUAGGUUUAAACUGUUAUUACCAUGACUAGAUGAUAUCACUUCUGAGAAGACUGUUACUAUAGAGGUGUCUCUUGUUUAGAGAUAACUGCACUUUCCGUCUAUACUGCGCUUGUAAUACUGUUUAUUGUCUUAUAAUGUUCUUGCCUGGGAGUUUGGCGCAUCUGUAUCAACGUUAGAUGCCAUUUGCUCUUACAGGACAAACAACGCUGCUGCAUAGACAUGAGUAUAUUGGUUUGCCAGUUCAUAGUUUGCAAUCAGUGAGCCAAAGAGGAGAUUUGGUUGGUUCUACUAUUGUUCUCAAUUUUGUUUUUUAAUAGAUAUUAAAGGGACAGUCUACACUAAAAUUGUUAUUGUUUAAAAAGAUAGAUAACGCCUUUUCUACCAAUUCCCCAGCUUUGCACAAACAACAUUGUUAUAUUAAUAUACUUUAUAACAUUUAAACCUAUAAUUUUUUGCCUGUUUCUAAGCCUCUACAGACGACCUCUUAUCACAUGCUUUUGUAUUUGCUUUUCACAACAGAAGACUACGUGUUCAUGUGGGCCAUAACAUUAUGCUCAUGCCUGGGGAGUUAUUUAAGCUUUAUCACAACACAGUACUAAAUGCAAGGCAAUAUAUAAUAAAUAAAUAGUCAUGUGAUAAGGGGGCGGUCUGCAGAGGCUUAGAUACAAGGUAAUCACAGAGGUAAAAAGUAUAUUAAUAUAACUGUUUUGUUUAUGCAAAAUUGGGGAAUGGGUAAUAAAGGGAUUAUCUAUCUUUUUAAACUUAAAACUGUCCCCUUAAAGUCAAGACAUUUUUUUAUCACACAGUAUUUAAACAUGGUAAAAAAAUAUAUAUAUUUGCAUUAAUAUUAAAGGGACAGUAAACAUUAGUUACAUUUUAGUACAGAUGAAAAGAUUGAUCAUAUCUGGUUUUAUAUUCUAGCAACAUCAUAUAACUGCAAGAUCUGUAGAAAAAAAAUGGUUUUAAAUGUCUCCAUAGAACUCUCCUUAGACUUCCUCCAAAGUCACUAGUUUUUUUCUUACAAAGCUUCAAAAUGCAAUUACCCUGCCCUCUUCUGAAUCCUCUGAAGUGUAACCUGUCUGACUGGCUUCAUGGGGGGAUAGAGGUAUAUAGAGCAUGCAAACCAGGCAUGGGGCAGCCAGAGCAGUGUUUAAUGGGGGUAGUUUAAAAAGCUAUUUUAAUUUUCAGAUCUUGCAGCUAUAGUCUUUGCAUAUGUAAUGCAAAUAAAUUUACAUUUAUUGUCCCUUUAAAUAAAAGCUGUUUAUUAGGAUUUAGUAACUAAAAUAGAGUACAUAACCGGUCCAUAGGAUAGCAGCUAACUAGCUAAUAAGGAAACUGCCAUAGCUCCCCUCAAAAAUUAAAACAAUUUGAUUAAUUCCCAUUUUGUAGCUACUACAAAGAAAACUAUUUAACAACCAUUUUAGUUAUUAAAAUAUAAUAAAUACAUAUGUUUUCCUAUUAA
Bombina bombina (fire-bellied toad) is the source of this 3725-nucleotide messenger RNA. Its product is annotated as SITS-binding protein-like. NCBI's taxonomy places the organism in Eukaryota, Metazoa, Chordata, Amphibia, Anura, Bombinatoridae. The transcript has 10 exons. The record is from RefSeq and is a predicted model, not a curated record. Gene Ontology annotation, molecular function: hydrolase activity, hydrolyzing O-glycosyl compounds. The coding region runs from base 116 to 2266 and encodes 716 amino acids. Gene Ontology annotation, biological process: carbohydrate metabolic process.